AUGAGUGAAGAUAUAGAUACUGAAGCUAUAGAUGAUGAUGAUGAUGAUGAUGAUGAUGAUACAAAUGAUGAAGAAACAUAUGAAGAAUUGUAUGAAGCCAUAUACAUGUAUAUGAUGGCAAUUCAUGCUUUAAUGCACGUGGCUUUGAACUCAAUAGCACCUGAUUUGAUGGCUAAACCAACCUCAAGUGUGCCUGCAAAAAUAAGGGAAAGCACAAGAUUUUAUCCUUACUUCAAGGAUUGCAUUGGAGCUAUUGAUGGUACACAUAUUCCUGCAUUGGUAAGAGGACGAGAUGUAAGCAGUUAUCGUGAUCGUCGUGGAAGGAUAUCACAAAAUGUAUUAGCUGCUUGUAAUUUUGAUUUGGAGUUCAUGUACGUUCUCAGCGGGUGGGAGGGUUCAGCCCAUGAUUCCAAGUUGCUAAAUGAUGCUUUGAAAAAAUAUUUUCUGGUGGAUUGCGGAUUUGCUAAUCGACGCAAAUUUUUAGCUCCACAUCGAGGUGUGCGAUAUCAUCUACAAGAUUUUGCAAGUUACGAUAAUGACCCUGAAAAUGAAAAGGAGUUAUUCAAUCUUCGGCAUGCGUCUUUAAGGAAUGUGGUUGAGAGAAUAUUUGGUAUUUUUAAAUCGCGUUUCACAAUUUUUAAGUGAACACCUCCAUUUUUUAAGACACAAGCAGAACUUGUGUUGGCAUGUGCAACACUUCAUAACUUUCUUCGCAAAGAAUGUCGUUCCGAUGAAUUUCCAGUUGAACCUUCUAACGAGUCUUCAUCUUCAACUUCAAUGUUACCUAUUCAUGAAGACAAUAAUGAUGAACUCAAUGUUCAAACACAAGAGCAAGAACAAGAAGAUGCUAAUAUAUGGAGGACUAAUAUAGGUUUAGAUAUGUGGAGAGAUGUACAAGGAAUACCGUGAUACUACUCUAAACGGUGAUUCAGUGAAUCACAUUUCCCUUUUCAUAUUGGGAGAUGCUAAUAUCU
Molecule: messenger RNA, 974 nt
Organism: Medicago truncatula (barrel medic)
Lineage: Eukaryota; Viridiplantae; Streptophyta; Magnoliopsida; Fabales; Fabaceae
Source: RefSeq, a predicted model, not a curated record